CGGUCCAAAAAAAUGCCCAAAGACAAAAUUUUCAAGAAGUUCAGCAGUUGCUUUUGUUGUUUAAAGUGUACUGCAAAAAAGGUAGUUUUAAAGCCGCCUUCACCACCUUUUUACGAAGUUCUGCCUAUAGAAACACGACCGUCUGAGUACAUUUUGAAAAUGUCAUCUGAAGUUGACACUAGUGGCAUGAUGAAAAUUAUGAAACAGGAUGUUCGCUUUAUCAAGACAACCCUAGGGAAUGAUAUAGUUGUUCUGUUCUUGACAUGUUCUAUUAGAGCUCGUUAUACUCUAAUCUACAGCCAUGGGAGGAGUACUGAUAUUGGGCAAAUGCAUAGCUUUUGUGCAUUUCUGAGUUUUGUAACAGGGUGUGAUAUAGUCACUUAUGAUUACUCAGGAUACGGUCACAGUGAAGGCAAACCAUCCGAGGAAAAUCUUUAUGAGGACAUACGAGCAGCAUGGAAUUAUGCUUUAACUAGACCAAACCCAGAAAAUAUAAUUUUAUAUGGACAAGAUAUUGGAGCUACAGCCACCUUGGAUCUAGCUUCUAAAGUUUCGUGUGCAGGUGUAAUACUUCAUGCGCCCAUCGCAUCGACAGUUCUUGUUGUCUGUUAUGGUAAACCACGUAGCGAUUGCAUAAGUUCUUUCAACAGCGCAGAAAAAGCCCGCAAGGUAACGUGUCCAGUGUUAGUCAUCCACGGAACCAAUGAUGAAGUCAACACUUUAUCCCACGGCAAAACUCUUCAUAAGCUGUGCUCACGAGCUGUGGAACCGCUGUGGAUACAAGGCGCAGCUCACAAUAAUCUUCAUGUAUAUGGGCAAUACGAGGAGAGGCUCCGCAAAUUCAUCAAUGAAGAACUUUCCGAUUAAUGCUUUACGAAUACUGUUAUCUCCCUUAUCAUCAGUACUGCUUAUGAACAUCAUUAAUAGGGUAUAAAGAAUUUGGAUCGAGGGUAACGAGAUUAUUAAACAGAUAAA
This is a messenger RNA of Stegodyphus dumicola, 975 nucleotides long. Its product is annotated as alpha/beta hydrolase domain-containing protein 17B pseudogene. Lineage: Eukaryota; Metazoa; Arthropoda; Arachnida; Araneae; Eresidae. The record is from RefSeq and is a predicted model, not a curated record.